Molecule: messenger RNA, 441 nt
Organism: Cadophora gregata
Lineage: Eukaryota; Fungi; Ascomycota; Leotiomycetes; Helotiales; Ploettnerulaceae
Exons: 1
Coding region: 1-441 (146 amino acids)
Source: RefSeq, a predicted model, not a curated record
AUGAGCCAACAAGCCACAGACAUGCCAUUGGCGACUCAAGUUGUUACUCAAGAUGUCGCAAACCGUCAAGACAGUGUGGAAAGUCCAAUCUUGCCUUUGACUGGGAGCACCAAUGUGCCUCGAAGAGUGUACCUAUGCAGACAUGCAGAGGUAUGUAACUGCACCAUCCAAACAUUCUCUCGAGAGCUCAGCGAAUCUAACAAAAGUUCUUUAACACAGGCCACAUCCAAAGUCUACAAUAGAUUGACAAAAAAAGAUGACAUAUUCAACGAUAUCCACGAUCCAGGUCUGACCCUGAACGGGGAGAUGCAGAGCCGAGAAACCGCAAAAGUCCUGCAGACUGGCUUAGCGAAGCACAAUGUCAACAUCACCCACCUCCUGGUUUCACCAAUGUCACGCACACUAGAGACGGCAGCUAUCGUUUUCAAGACAGCUAUCUAA